CCGUCAAAGACGUCAGGUUUCACACGAAGCUAGCAAACAUCAGUUGGACAUUGACAGACCAAUCAAUACCAAACCCAGUGCGAAACCAAAGACUAUGUUGGUUAUGGCUGGAUCAGAAUCGAGCACUUUAGCAAGGCACACCAAGCCUAAUGCUACCAAUUCUAAUCUUGUGUCCCGCCUAUCGAUGCGUCGCAAGACAGUGGUUGGUUAUGAAACCAAACGCCACACCACCAUUGACACGACUGACCACAUGGCCUCAAGGGCUGACAACUUUUCACGCAAAUCAAGACAUCCAAAGACUAGUAUUCCCAAUACUUCAACAGCGGUUGGCGUCGAACCUGCUCUAGAACCACCUCAGAACUAUAACCAUCACGGCAACUAUAGCCAACAACAAUCACGUCGUCUUCAACCUGAUCCUGUCCAGAGAUUGAGUGCGAUAGAUAGAGUAUCCGAAAGACGACACAGUAGUUAUAUUACUUCUAAUUCUAUUCUUGAAGGUCGCUAUUCAUCCCCAAAACCAAGAAGGGAUUAUUUGAUGUAUGUACCCAAAGAGGAUCUGUCGACCAUUAGACCUACACCCUCAGAAUCACGUUUACCAAGAAGGUCAUCCUUCUUGAAUGAAGCAUCUAACUACAGGCGUUGAAUACUAUAUAUAUAUAUAUAUAUAUAUACACAAAAUAAAUAAAUAAGUAUUACAAAUUGUCUAUGG
Messenger RNA from Phycomyces blakesleeanus NRRL 1555(-), 709 nucleotides. RefSeq lists its product as hypothetical. The record is from RefSeq and is a predicted model, not a curated record. The transcript is spliced from 2 exons. NCBI's taxonomy places the organism in Eukaryota, Fungi, Mucoromycota, Mucoromycetes, Mucorales, Phycomycetaceae. The coding region runs from base 104 to 643 and encodes 179 amino acids.